Molecule: messenger RNA, 781 nt
Organism: Xenopus laevis (African clawed frog)
Lineage: Eukaryota; Metazoa; Chordata; Amphibia; Anura; Pipidae
Gene: dpy30.S
Product: dpy-30, histone methyltransferase complex regulatory subunit S homeolog
Cellular component (GO): nucleus; Set1C/COMPASS complex
Source: RefSeq, marked provisional
ACAAUCUCCACUGCCGCUUCGCACCUCCCUUUCCUUCACACUCACUGUAGUGUCGCCUGGGCAUGACGUCACUGAACAUACGUAACAUCCUCUGGUCUUCUACGCUUAGCCGUAUAAACAGUGCGGGAAGUUUCAGUGUUUGUGUUCCCUCGGAUACAGACUUGGGCGGGGGGAGAGCAGACGGAAAAUUCGCACGGGAAAAAGGCGCAAGGUGAUCGCUUCCUGUUUUCAAUUCUUGUUACCAUGGAUACAGAGCAAAGCAUGGAGGGACAGACACAGGUUUCUGAAAACCCUCAUUCUGAAUAUGGGCUCACAGAGAAUGUUGAGAGAAUAGUCGAAAAUGAGAAGACCAGUACUGAAAAAAUAUCCAAACAGAAGGUUGAUCUGCAGGGUUUGCCCACAAGAGCGUAUCUUGACCAAACAGUAGUUCCUAUACUUUUACAAGGCCUUGCAGUGCUUGCAAAGGAAAGACCACCAAACCCAAUAGAAUUCCUUGCAGCUUAUCUCUUAAAGAACAAGACACAGUUUGAGGAACGAAGCUAGAAUGCAUCUCCCUGCUCUACUUUACUCAAAGAUUGAUUACUAAAAGACUUUACUGAAGAGAUUGCAUUUUGUCUAAGUAAGACUUAACUCAAAUUUAGCCGUUCAUGUUCCCAGCAAAGGUGGAAAUCUAGGCUGUGACUCUGGGGUAGAAAAAUCAGACAAAGGAAAGAGGCUUAUUUCUUGCAAAUAAUUAGAAUUGUUUUGAGAUUUUUUUUUUAAAUAAAAAUGUGACUGCUGA